AUGGCAGGAGGCCCCCCUACUAUCAAGGAGGAGAUGGAAACAUCCAUCGCUGAAGAGCUGAUUCCUGGAAGCUAUGGGAAAAGCCAGGAGCACCUGGUGAUAGCAGAAAUGAUGGAUCAUGGAUCCCAGUCUGCGGGUGCUUCUCAGCGGCGACAGAAGGCGGAUCCAAAGGCUGCUGGCUCUGCUGCAGGUCAAUCGGGUUGGAAUAUGACUGGCAACCGGAGCAAGAAAGCGGGGCCCCAGCUGCCAUUACCCAGAAUGUUGAGAGAACCAGGCCGCAGUGAUGCCCAUUCCCAGGAGCAUCCUCAUGGCUUCCAGAACAUGAGGUUCCAUUAUGAGCGCAACCCAGAAACUGAUAUGAUGACAGAGAUUGGCCUAGAAGAGCUCAAUGGAUUGGAGAUGGAAGUCAUGAAAAGGCAGCUGCAGGUGAUCACCAGCCGCCUGCGAGCCCUGGAGGACCAGGGCGCCACCUGGCGCCACAGGGAAGCUCUGUUCUUCACCGUGCUGGUGUCAGCCUGUAUUGCCAACCUGUGGCUGUGGAUGCGCCAGUGA
Nyctereutes procyonoides (raccoon dog) is the source of this 552-nucleotide messenger RNA. It is a transcript of the gene FATE1, whose product is annotated as fetal and adult testis expressed 1. The record is from RefSeq and is a predicted model, not a curated record. Gene Ontology annotation, cellular component: mitochondrial outer membrane; endoplasmic reticulum; mitochondria-associated endoplasmic reticulum membrane contact site. Gene Ontology annotation, molecular function: ubiquitin protein ligase binding. Bases 1 to 552 code for a protein of 183 amino acids. Lineage: Eukaryota; Metazoa; Chordata; Mammalia; Carnivora; Canidae. Gene Ontology annotation, biological process: negative regulation of mitochondrial calcium ion concentration; negative regulation of apoptotic process. The transcript has 5 exons.